AUGAAUGUCGGCAAUUAUAAACUGCCUGUUAACCACAGAUUUGAAAAUGUAGCACUUAGUGAUCACUUAAGACCACACACGUCUUUCGGUUAUGAAAGACAUAGUACGUAUAAGCAAAAUAAUAGGAACAAUAAUACAAACACAUGUGGUUGGACAGAUACUUAUGACUACAAUAAUCCCUAUCCGUCUUAUCCAAGGCAUCAUCAAAUAUGGCCUGUAAGGGCGUCUUCGGAACAGUCGCGUUACAGGCCCGAUUUGAAUAGCAAUUAUUCAUAUAUCCCUAGUUUCAGUCAUUGUAUACCACCUCCGCCGCCUCCGCCGCCUCCUCCACCACUGUUCCCUAGGUCCUUGGUUAUGCCUGACCUAAAACGUGCUCCAGCACCUGAAAAAGACAGUAAACAUAUCAAACCUAUACCAAUGAAACACACGAAUGUUAAAAAGAAUCCUGAACUAAAAAGUUGUUUAUGGAACGCGCAGAAAUCAGAAAUUACGACGAGUAAAAUAGCUGAAAAGCCCUACUCCCCUCCUGUUCUACCCAUACCGACAUUUUAUGAUGCUUUUGAAAUCAUAGAAAAAGGAUGGGAAGUAUAUAAUAAAUCAAUAUGGCGGGUAAAAAGAAGAGAUGAAAGAGCGGUGGUAUCAGACGAUUGUAUUCCUAAAAAAAUUUCAUUAGUCGACUAUUUAUCAAAAAAAAAGCUAAAGAAAGAGUUUCAUGAAGGAGAAUGA
This is a messenger RNA of Pieris macdunnoughi, 726 nucleotides long. The record is from the annotation of a GenBank genome assembly. Lineage: Eukaryota; Metazoa; Arthropoda; Insecta; Lepidoptera; Pieridae.